This is a messenger RNA of Podarcis muralis (Common wall lizard), 936 nucleotides long. Its product is annotated as olfactory receptor 10A7-like. Gene Ontology annotation, biological process: G protein-coupled receptor signaling pathway. NCBI's taxonomy places the organism in Eukaryota, Metazoa, Chordata, Lepidosauria, Squamata, Lacertidae. The record is from RefSeq and is a predicted model, not a curated record. Gene Ontology annotation, cellular component: membrane. Gene Ontology annotation, molecular function: olfactory receptor activity; G protein-coupled receptor activity.
AUGGAUGUUGGACAGGCCAAGCACUGGGAGAACCAGAGCACAGUGAAUGAGUUCAUCUUGUUGGGAUACCAAGAAUAUCCUGCUAUCCUCUUUAUUGCCUUCCUGGCCAUAUACAUGGCAAUAUUACUGGGCAACGGUCUUAUUGUGAUGGUUACAACACUGGACCCUGCCUUACAUACACCCAUGUACUUCUUCCUGCGCAGUCUCUCAGGACUGGAGAUGUGCUACACCUCAGUCACCCUUCCUAAAAUGAUGGCCAAUCUAAUCUCAGGGAACCUCUCCAUCUCUUUACUAGCCUGUGCCUCACAGAUGUUUUUCCUGCUUUUUCUGGGUGGGACCGAGUGCUUCCUACUGGCAGCCAUGGCCUAUGACCGCUAUCUUGCCAUCUGCCUGCCUCUCCGCUACAUGACCAUCAUGAGCCAUAAGGUGCGGGUGGGGAUGGUGGUCAGUUCCUUUGCCAUCAGCCUCCCUGUGCAGAUGUUGCAAAUUGGGUUCAUCUUCUCCUUGCCUUUUUGUGGGCCCAAUGAGAUUGACCACUUCUUCUGCGACAUACCACCAAUACUCAGCCUGGCAUGUGCUGACCUGUAUGCCAGCGAGUUGACUGUGUAUACCAAUAACUUUCUCUUUGUUAUAAUCCCCUUUUUCCUCAUUUUGGCCUCCUAUAUACACAUCACCAGAACCAUCCUGCACUUGCCAUCAGCCACAGGACGCCAAAAGGCCUUCUCCACUUGCUCAUCCCACCUUACUGUGGUCAUUCUCUUUUAUGGCUCUGCAACAGUCGUGUACCUGAGGCCCAAGACACCCGACUCUGUGAAAGUGGACAAGUUGCUUUCCCUGCUCUACACAGUCAUCAUUCCCCUCUGCAACCCACUUAUUUACACCCUGAGAAACAGGGAAGUGAAGGCAGCCAUUAGGAAGCUAUUAGGAAGGAAAUAG